This is a messenger RNA of Fulmarus glacialis (Northern fulmar), 1781 nucleotides long. RefSeq names its product solute carrier family 35, member F1 (gene SLC35F1). Gene Ontology annotation, molecular function: transmembrane transporter activity. Gene Ontology annotation, biological process: transmembrane transport. NCBI's taxonomy places the organism in Eukaryota, Metazoa, Chordata, Aves, Procellariiformes, Procellariidae. The annotation marks the transcript as partial. Gene Ontology annotation, cellular component: membrane. The transcript is spliced from 5 exons. The record is from RefSeq and is a predicted model, not a curated record.
CUUUCUUGACAGCUCCUAGACUGUUUUGUCAUCCCAGUGGUGAUACUGCUCUCCUGGUUCUUCUUACUGGUACGAUACAAGGCAGUACAUUUCAUUGGGAUCGUGGUCUGCAUUCUGGGCAUGGGUUGCAUGGCAGGAGCAGAUGUCCUCGUUGGGAGACAGCAAGGAGCAGGUGAAAAUAAACUGAUAGGGGAUCUCUUAGUACUGGGCGGAGCAACGCUAUACGGCAUCUCGAAUGUUUGUGAGGAGUACAUCGUCCGAAAUCUGAGUCGAGUGGAAUUCCUGGGCAUGAUCGGACUCUUUGGCUCCUUCUUCAGUGGAAUUCAGCUUGCAAUCAUGGAACACAAAGAGCUGUUGAAAGUUCCCUGGGAUUGGCAAAUAGGCUUGUUGUACGUCGGCUUUAGUGCCUGUAUGUUUGGCCUCUACAGCUUUAUGCCUGUGGUCAUAAAGAAAACCAGUGCUACUGCCGUCAACCUCUCCCUACUCACGGCUGACCUGUACAGCCUUUUCUGUGGAUUAUUCCUCUUCCACUACAAGUUUUCAGGACUUUACUUGUUGUCAUUCUUCACUAUCCUUGUUGGGCUGGUGCUCUACUCCUCCACGUCCACCUACGUAGCCCAGGAUCCUCGGGUGUACAAGCAGUUUCGAAACCCUUCAGGACCUGUUGUAGACCUGCCAGCCACUGGCCAGCUGGAGCCUUCGGUAACAUACACCAGCCUGGGGCAGGAGACAGAAGAGGAGCCUCACGUUAGAGUUGCUUAAACCCAGGGCUGUUGGUCACCUACUGAUGAUUCAGUGGAACUCGUAUGUCCAUUAUCUCUGUAUUGUACAUAGAGAAAGGUAUUUACCAGGUGCAGUUACACCAGUGAGUUGCAAGGUAGCAAAUAAGGAAAGCUCAUGAAAAUACAAAUUAAUUGUUCCAGGGUGUUCAUUGCAAGGAGAUGCCAGUCCCUCGUUUACGAUAUGAGCAGCAUGUUUGCAAUACAAACUGCUGUAUAUGAAUCAGUUAAUGUCAAACUACCUGUGAAAGAUAUUCAAUAUAUAAGCUGAAAUUACAAUAAGAAAUUCAUAGAAGGGUGUUUUUGCACCCACCUGAGUGAUAUUAUGCCUAAACCACACCAGUUGUGGAAAAAACGCCUUUUUACAGCAAAUGCACUUGUGCAGUCACUGUUAAUUUCUCUCUAAGAUUUGUUUGUUUGCACCAAAUAGAUGGGUUACUCGUGGUAGCAACACCCUGACACAUUUUUGCUAGCACCUUGGGUUUGGUGAGGGAAAGACAACGAAUUCAUCUGUGCUAUCUGUCUAGUUGCCCUUUCUGGGUAAUCUGUUCCAUGAAUCCAGAGGAGGGACAACUUACAAUAUCCGUCUCUAUUCUAGGAAUAGGUAUAAGGCGAGCAUUUUAGCCUUUCUAUAUUUGCAGAAGUGAAGUAUUCAAGCAUUGACCUCUCUAUGAUCCAUGGCAGAUUUCCUAGCGGCUGAGGUUCUGCAUCAGGUGACAGGGAGCUAGUUUCUCUGUAGUCGUGACUUAACACAGAUUUCUUACUUUUUAAAUUUUAAUCUGUAAAAAGAAAAACACGUUUUCUAGUUUCCUAUGUAUUGUACUUCUCCAUGGUAAGAUGACAUAUCAUGUGGAUCAGGGCACUUAUUUUAGAUACUCAGUGCAUCAAGGGCGCCUUCUGCUGUUCCAGUUUGCUUAGUCUCCAGUGGUUCAUUAUUCUAAUAAUAGAUAUUUAGAAAUGUGUCAGUUUUUCACCAAAACCCACAAAUUGUAAAAAUCAGGA